CUCAGGGAGCGCGCAGCGGGUCGAUCGACAGUGCGCUGUGUCCCUCGGACACAGCGGAUCACCGAUCACGGAAAGAGCCGAAGAUGUCUGCUCGGUCAUGUGAUCAGCUGUGUCCAAUCACAGCUGAUCACAUGGGAUAUCUACACUGAUCAUCAGGGCACUGAUGAUCAGUGUGCCCUGAUGAUUAGUGUAGCCAAAGCAGUGCCACCUGUCAGUGUCCAUCAGUGCCUUGUGUCAGUGCUCAUCAGUGCCUCGUGCCAGUGCCCAUCAGUGCCACAUCAAUGCCACAUAUCUGUGCCUACCAGUGCACAUCAAUGCCACAUAUCAGUGCCCAUCUGAGCUGCCUUUCAGUGUCACCCAUCAGUGUCUGUCCAGUGCCACCUAUCAGUGCUGCCAAUCAGUGCCACCUAUCAGUGCCAGUCAGUG
Staurois parvus is the source of this 426-nucleotide messenger RNA. The record is from the annotation of a GenBank genome assembly. Lineage: Eukaryota; Metazoa; Chordata; Amphibia; Anura; Ranidae.